Fimicolochytrium jonesii is the source of this 2196-nucleotide messenger RNA. RefSeq lists its product as uncharacterized. The record is from RefSeq and is a predicted model, not a curated record. NCBI's taxonomy places the organism in Eukaryota, Fungi, Chytridiomycota, Chytridiomycetes, Spizellomycetales, Powellomycetaceae. The transcript is spliced from 5 exons. The coding region runs from base 245 to 2065 and encodes 606 amino acids.
CGUCGCAGAGGCAAUAUUCGAACGCGCUUGUAAGUGGCCGGACUACCGCAGAGGAAGGAGGAAGCCGGGGUAUUUUUUUCCCCUCGCAUGCGUUUGGGAUUUUGGGAAACAGUCAAAACAUGCAAGUUUUGUCGAACUCACCGGGUUCUUUUCCCGAUGCAUCUGCAUACCUAGGUCAGGUCAAGUACGCCUCGGACAUUGACAAGGUGCGUUUCUUUCUAUUUCAGCAUCGAGGCGCAAUCCCAUGAGAAGUUACGGGGAGAAAUCUCAUCGGAUUUAUCCGCAGUCGAACGUAUCGACCUCAUCUUCUUCGCUGAACGAGAAGCCAAUCCGUCGAUCUGUGGGUCGCACUCGCUUCCGCAAAAGCCACGCGGCGCCGUCACCUAUUGGAAAGAGCCCCCGACGUGCUGUGCAUCUGGAUCACUCAGUAAGCCUCGUCUCAGACCUCCCAGCCCGUCGUUCCCGCGGCAGAAGCUUCCGUCUCAGCAUAAAGCAGCGUCUGCACGCCGCCAAACGCCACACCCCCAACUUCGCCCAGUCCGCAGCCGCUGCCAUGGCUGCUCUCACGGGGAGUACCAAAUCUGAGGAACACGCCGCCGGCGCUCAGAGUGAUCAAAAGGAGGAAAAUGUGCCUGUGACGACGGCGGCUGAAGCGAGGAGACGCUCCAGCGUUGUGCAGGACAGACGGGACUCGGCUGGAUUGAUCGGGGCUGAUCAGCAUGCUGGGUCGCGUCGUGUGUCGCAUGGGAAGGUCGCAAAACCUGUGCCGAAUGCGUUGGGUGUUGAAAAAUUGAAGGAUUACGAUGGCCCUGCCGAGGAUGAGAUUCACAAAACGUACCACAAGCUCGACACCGAUUUCCCCAGACUUCGCACUGCUGAGGACACAGAUGAUAGCCCAAAGCCGGCUUUGAAAGCGAGCGGUGGUUGGUCAGCCCAGGACCGUCCCAUGCAAUUGUCAGUGACGCCUCAAAAUGUGGUCGACGUGACGCCGCGAACCGCAGAGCAACGCAGCCAACUGAUGCGCGAGCUGGUCGUAUGGUACUUUUACAGCCGCGCCGGGUCGCCCGUCCUGCAGAGCCAGAGCCAGGCAGGCGGGAUGGAGCGUCCCACGGCGCCCAACCACCCGACCAAAAUGUGCAUGUCAUCGGCGGGGACGGAUGUAAGCGAGAAUCUGGCCGCGAUUCCGGAAGAUAUGGAAGAGGACGGGGUGGAUGUGUUCAAAGGCAUCGGAACGAAGGGGUUCACAUUUGCGUUGAGUAAAGUCGCGCGACGAUCGUUGCACCGCGCUUCUGCCGCGCCGGGGGCAGCUGCACACCCUCCAUUGGGCUCGACGCCCUCAACGGCCGCCUUGGGAUUCCUAGCCUCGCCCGCGCCGUCCCAGGCGAGCCUCUUCGACGACAAACAGAAACGUCGCCACCGCAUGCGUCGGGUCUCACUUACCCCCGCCUUGGAGAUCGCCGAACGGGACGCCGCGUCUGUCAACGCACCCCCCUCGGCCGGCCUCUCCACCCCCUCCCCAACCUCCGCAACCAACUCCCACGUCCCCAACCCACCGUUCCUAACCAACAGCACCAAAACCUGGACCUCCUCCUCCGCCCUCGUCUUCACCCGCACCCAAUCCUAUCCCCUCCUCAAACCCCGCGACAAAGCCAAACGCAACACGGGUCCCUCCCGUCUCAGCAAAGCCUUCGGCACCUCCCUCGGGCCGUGGGUCGACCACGACCCCGACCUGUGCGAUGCGCACGACCACGCGACGUACCUCACUGACGUUGCGGGAUCGGUGUCGGCUUACAACGCUGAGCGCGCGAAGGGGUGGACGUCGCAUGCGAGUUUGGCGGAUUUGUUCGGAGUGUCGGUUUUGGCGGUGGCGGAGGGUGGGGAGGUUAUUCAGAGGGAGAGGAAGAGUAGUGGGAGGAGGGACUUCAAGGGGUUGUUUGAUCGGUUGUUGGUUGCGGAUGAGAGCGGGUUGGCGAAAGGGGGGAAGGGAGCGCCGGCGAAGAGUGCGGCGGAGGACAAGGCAUCUGAGCAGGGGUUUGCGGCGUUUUUGGACUCGCUGAUUGUUUGAUCUUCGCGAAGCCCUUCUAUCUAUGGCAUCAAGCAUGUGGACGGAGGGACAGGCGGACGGAAGGGCUUUUGGACUUCCCGCACGUUAUUUGGCAUUACAUUUGUUUUUGAUUGUUUUCUGUUUUCACUUCA